CUGUCAGUGGCCAGGCCACAAAAGAAGCCAGAGGGGAAGUCGGUGGUUGGAUUUCAGUUGGGUCUGGAGACGCAGCCAUUCAGCCGGGAUUGGCUGGGCUUUUCUCAGCCUGGCCGGACCUGCCCAUGGCAAAGAGGAUAAAGGCAGGACAGCUGAAGGGAGGAUCAAGAGUCCAGUGAAAGCCCAGGUGCUCCAACUUGCCAAGAGGCAGAACUGGCCGUCCCAUCAAGGAUGCUGCUCACCUGGACUUGGGUGCUGGCCUUCGGGAUGAUGGCCAGGCAAGGGGAGGCCCAGAGCUGCACUCAAGCAUACGGAGGUCCUAACUUGGCCCGUGGUCGGCCAACUGAACAGUCCUCCACAUACACACACACCGAUGGGAUCUCUGGACGGUCAAGCAAUGCUGUGGAUGGGAACUGUGAUGGGCGGUGGAUCGCCAAAUCCAUCACUCACACAAAUGGCGAGCUCAAUCCCUGGUGGUCCGUGGACCUGGGCAGAGAAUAUGCCAUCUCACUUGUGGUGGUGAAAAACCGGCAGGACUGCUGUGGAGAGAGAAUCCAGGGGGCCACAAUCCAUCUGGGAGACCACAUGGGUGACUUCAGCCAAGGAAGCUUCAUGUAAGUCU
Molecule: messenger RNA, 622 nt
Organism: Sphaerodactylus townsendi
Lineage: Eukaryota; Metazoa; Chordata; Lepidosauria; Squamata; Sphaerodactylidae
Product: fucolectin-like
Exons: 3
Coding region: 232-618 (128 amino acids)
Source: RefSeq, a predicted model, not a curated record